CACCAUAUAAAUUUCUUCAUCGUGGACUGACAACACGCUUGGAUUCGAUUCCGAUUUCUUCGAAUUCUCUAAUUCGUAAACGAUUCCUUCUUUCUAAUCUUCCAAUUAGGGUCAUCGGUUGAAGAAUCAAUGGGGAAUUGUAAGAAGUAUGGCGUCCCGUUCUACGGUGCGUCGUUUGUCCCUCUCGGUGCAAAACCUAAGCAGAAAGAUGAUGAAGAUGUUGGUGAUGGAUUUGAUUAUGUUGUGUUUUCUGGUGGUGGUGGCGAAGGUCGAAGUGGAAUCCCUAAUGCUCUCCUUGUCUCCCUCUUUGAUCGUGCUUCUAAUUCGCUUGCUGAUCAACCUGUAAGCAAGUUUGGAACUGAUGACGAUCUUCCCUACAGAAUGGCUGUUCAUCCAGGUGGUGAAGGUGUAAUAUGUUCCUUGCCAAAGAGUUGCAGAUGGUUUGAAUGGGAAGCAACCAAGAACGAAAGCGCGUUGACUUUAAGUCUAAAACAGUCCGAAAAAGUCCUUUACGAAUUAGAACAUAUCGGACAGCAGUUAGCAGUUACUUUUAGCCAUGAUGGUUCUUUACUCGCCCUAGGCAGUGAGGAUGGGAAGUUGAGGGCGUUUAAAUGGCCUACCAUGGAAUCACUUGUUGAUGUACCCGAUGCUCACACCUCCGUAAAAAAUCUAGAUUUCAGCCCUGACGGGAAGUUUCUUGUUUCCGUGGGAAGUGGCGGGCCCGGUAGAGUUUGGGAUAUCGCAUCGUCAACACUUAAAGCUUCUUUACCGAAAGAAAAUGAUGAGGUUUUCGGAUUUUGUAGAUUUUCACAAAACCAUGUGAAUGAACAAGUUUUAUACGUCACUGCAAUGCGAGAUCGAGGAGGAAGUAUCGUUAAGUGGAACACCACAACAUGGAAGCGGAUUAGCUCAAAGCACAUCGUGCGGGACCCAAUUUCCGCCUUCGGUGUAUCAGACGAUGGGAAGUUUCUUGCCAUUGGUACAAUCCAAGGAGAUAUUUUUAUAUUGAAUGCUAGUAGUAUGAAGGUGCAUACGGCAGUAAAAAAAGCACAUUUGGGCCUUGUAACAGCACUAGCAUUCUCACAUGAUUCAAGAGCUUUGGCAUCUGCGUCUUUGGAUUCAAGUGCAAGGGUGACACAAAUUAAAGAAGCCAAGAAAAACGGCUUGAAUGUAUGGAUCAUACUGUUUAUCAUCUUACUUGCAGUGGCUUUGUAUUAUGCCAAAACAGAAGGUUUGCUUCUCUAAAAAAUCCAAAAAAGUUUUAAAACAAAAUUCCUCACUUUUCACCCUUGAAAUGGACUGAAAAGUUGACUCUGACUGGUUAUAUUAUGCCAUACCAUUUUACAUGGUAAUUGCAUAGAUUGUGGAUUUUAUAUUUAUAGAUGUGAUUUGAACUCUUUAUCAAGUAAUAGAAGACUAACUUGUUUUGCUUGAGUAAGUAAAA
Helianthus annuus (common sunflower) is the source of this 1444-nucleotide messenger RNA. RefSeq names its product SEC12-like protein 2. Bases 130 to 1245 code for a protein of 371 amino acids. Gene Ontology annotation, molecular function: guanyl-nucleotide exchange factor activity; GTPase activator activity; protein binding. Gene Ontology annotation, biological process: protein secretion. The record is from RefSeq and is a predicted model, not a curated record. The transcript has 10 exons. Lineage: Eukaryota; Viridiplantae; Streptophyta; Magnoliopsida; Asterales; Asteraceae. Gene Ontology annotation, cellular component: endoplasmic reticulum membrane.